AGAUUCUUCAUCACAAUGAGAAUCUCAGUGAACGUCCGUCUGCAUCACGUGAUCUCGCUCAGUUCAUCUGUAAGAUGAAUCAUCUGAAGAACCUCACACUCUACUACGGUCAGUAUCAUGAUGACUUCUACUCAACAGCAUCGUCGAUGGCAUCAACUUCAAAGAUUGAGAUUCUUCAUCACAAUGAGAAUCUCAGUGCAUGUCCGUCUGCAUCACGUGAUUUCGCUCAGUUCAUCUGUAAGAUGAAUCAUCUGAAGAACCUCACACUCUACGGUUGGUAUCAUGAUGACUUCUACUCAACAUCGUCGAUGGCAUCAACUACCAAGAUUGAAAUUCUUCAUCACAAUGAGGAUCUCAGUAAACGUCCGUCUGCAUCACGUGAUCUCGCUCAGUUCAUCUGUAAGAUGAAUCACCUGAAGAACCUCAAACUCUGCGGUCAGUAUCAUGGUGACUUCUACUCAACAGCAUUGUCGAUGGCAUCAACUAUAAAGAUUGAGAUUCUUCAUCUCAGUGAGAAUCUCAGUGAACGUCCGUCUGCAUCACGUGAUCUCGCUCAGUUCAUCUGUAAGAUGAAUCAUCUGAAGAACCUCACACUCUGCGGUCGGUAUCAUGAUGACUUCUACUCAACAACAUCGUCGAUGGCAUCAACUACAAAGAUUGAGAUUCUUGAUCACGAUGGUGAUCUCAGUGAACGUCCAUCUGCAUCACGUGAUCUCGCUCAGUUCAUCUGUAAGAUGAAUCAUCUGAAGAACCUCAAACUCUACGGUUGGUAUCAUGAUGACUUCUACUCAACAUCAUCGUCGAUGGCAUCAACUACCAAGAUUGAGAUUCUUGAUCACAAUGAGGAUCUCAGUGAACGUCCGUCUGCCUCACGUGAUUUCGCUCAGUUCAUCUGUAAGAUGAAUCAUCUGAAGAACCUCACACUCUACGAUCGGUAUCAUGAUGACUUCUACUCAACAACAUCGUCGAUGGCAUCAACUACAAAGAUUGAGAUUCUUGAUCACGAUGGUGAUCUCAGUGAACGUCCAUCUGCAUCACGUGAUCUCGCUCAGUUCAUCUGUAAGAUGAAUCAUCUGAAGAAUCUCAAACUCUACGGUUGGUAUCAUGAUGACUUCUACUCAACAUCAUCGUCGAUGGCAUCAACUACCAAGAUUGAGAUUCUUGAUGUCAGAGAGAAUCUCAGUAAACGUCCGUCUGCAUCACGUGAUUUCGCUCAGUUCAUCUGUAAGAUGAAUCAUCUGAAGAACCUCAAACUCUACGGUCGGUAUCAUGAUGACUUCUACUCAACAACAUCGUCGAUGGCAUCAACUACCAAGAUUGAGAUUCUUCAUCACGAUGGUGAUCUCAGUGAACGUCCAUCUGCAUCACGUGAUCUCGCUCAGUUCAUCUGUAAGAUGAAUCAUCUGAAGAACCUCACACUCUACGGUCAGUAUCAUGAUGACUUCUACUCAACAGCAUCGUCGAUGGCAUCAACUUCAAAGAUUGAGAUUCUUGAUCUCAGAAAGUAUCUCAGUGAACGCCCCUCUGCCUCACGUGAUUUCGCUCAGUUCAUCUGUAAGAUGAAUCAUCUGAAGAACCUCACACUUGACGGUCAGUAUCAUGAUGACUUCUACUCAACAGCAUCGUCGAUGGCAUCAACUACCAAGAUUGAGAUUCUUGAUCUCAGAGAGAAUCUCAGUGAACGCCCCUCUGCCUCACGUGAUUUCGCUCAGUUCAUCUGUAAGAUGAAUCAUCUGAAGAACCUCACACUCUACGGUCAGUAUCAUGAUGACUUCUACUCAACAGCAUCGUCGAUGGCAUCAACUAUCAAGGAUAAAUGCAACACGAGCUCAACUGUAACUGAUCUGACCGUUACUGAUAAGGCACUAGAAGGAUGGCAGGAUUGUGGUUCGAUGUUUGACUGUGUGAAGAGGAUCACCAUACAGGUAGAGGGCACGAUCAGAUGUGACGUCAUCCAGAGGAUCCAUCUACCAGCAGCGAGAGAGCUCACUAUUCCAACACAUGAGCAUGCUGAUGAACCGGCUUCUCUCCACGAUGAUUCCACUUCACUACCUAAUGCACUUCACAAAGUCUCAUCUCAGCUUGUCAAGGUCACAUUCACAGAUCUCAACAUCGGUAAUAGUGAGGUUAGAGACAUUAUUCAAGCUUUCAGAUCAUCGGACGACCUCAAACUUCUGAAGAUCGUAAGGUUCAUAAGAUGUGGGACUGAUGAGAGAUUAGAUCGUUUUAGUAUUGAUUCAGAUGAUGAACAUAAGGUAAAGGUGGAGAUAGAACAUGGCAAACCAGUUGGUAAGAACUUUAUAGAUUAAGUUGCGGCAUCAAGGUCAUGACGAAUCAGACGAGCUUAAUAUUAAAGUAUGAUGGCAGCCAACAAGAAGCCAUGAGUUAUUUUAUUUCGGAGUACCAUAAUUGGAACAGAUUUAUUGAUAAUGAAGAUCCCACACCUCAACCAUUUGUUAAUGUGUCGGUUAAAUCAUGGACCUAUUAGACAUUCAACGCUAUCAUUUCUUUGAUCGAACGAGAUCCGCCGCCCAAUGAUAAUGUGCAUCUUAAUGAGAACAUACAGGUAUUUUGACAAUAGCGACUACCAAGGCGUAUAUCUCAUUAUUUUCAAAGCACAACUUUACUGGUUUAGUUAUGUUGGCUGAUGCCCUGUGUUAGAGAAUGCUUUUCAGUCAACAUGCUUUAGAUUUGAAGCAGCAAAAUUAGGAAGCAGCCGAUUUUUCUGAAUAAAUUAUAUUAUCAUUUUAUCCGCUGACUUCCGUACGCACAUAAUGACCUCAAUCAAAUUAAGAGAUAAAUGCUCUCUACAUAAUUUGAGCCAUGCAUAUGUUGAAUAUUAGGAUGAAACAAAAAAUGAGAUUAUUAAUAUAAAGCAAUCAAUCACAGUAUUGCAUCUAUCUUGAAAUAUGCAUAGGGUAAACCAGAAGUGUACAUUUCUUUCUUAGGAUUUAGUGAUCUUCUGCGCAUGCAGGUUGUGCAAUAUCACUGACUAAUCACGAACUGCUUCUUUCACCUCAAGGACGAAUUGACAGCGGAACAUGGUAGGAUGAAAGAAGAAAACAUAUAGACCGAAUGAAAUUCAGCAACAUUGGAAUGAUUUUGUUGGGGGGUUGAAGCCCCGCCCCUGCUUACGCGGACCCUGCAUAAUACUCAGGGUUGUAUUUGAUGGAAUAUUGUCAUAGUUCUAUUAGAUAUUUCAUUCCUACUGAGCAGUUACAACCUUUAAAAAAACAAUGAACGUUCGUACGCAAUUAAUUUAGAAUGCCUUAUACGAUAGUUAUUACUCUAAAUUCUUUUGUAAACAGAAUUACUUUUCAUUGAACUUUUACAUUGUUAUAAUCUUGUUUAGAAACAAGCAAUCAUUCUAAUGUGUGAUAUGAAGUUGAAUCGUCUGUAAAUAGGGUAACUACAUUAUUUGUACCAAACGUAAUCUAAGCAGAGAAAUGCUAACUUCCUAAUAUGUUUAUUAAAAAAGAAAUCUAAUUUUAUAUCGUCAUUGCAUCAUUGGUUCGAUGUCUUUCUUGUUUUGUAGCAUUUUAUAUACUUUAGAGGUUGAUGGGAUGACCAAACAAAAACAAAAUCCGAUGAGUUUCUAUCAUCUCAUAAUUUCAUUCAAUUUUUCAUAUCACUCUUUCCAAUUUCCCGCGAUGGCAUAUAAUGUUUUGUUUGUUCAUCUUGAAAUAAUAGGCAAAUACAACAUAAAAGUAUAUAAAGUAAAAUCAUACAAAGUAGUUAUGAAUGGAGGAUGCCGUCGAAAAAGUUUGUAGAGAGAUUGAAUGCAUGAGCGCUGAAAGGCAGCUCGAGCUAAAGCUGGAGAAGUAAUAAUGACAUCGCACCUCGGAAUAAAAUAUUUCUACAUAAAUGGCGCUAUAUAAAUACCUAUUAUUAUUAUUGUAGAGUGCAUCUUUCUUUUAAAAUAUUGUAAAUAUUAUGAAUAAUAAAACAAAUCAGAAAAGGGAAAAACCUAAUUGCCUACAAAUUGCAAAAAAUUAAAGAGAAAUGACACAAAGAGAUCAGCUUAACCAUUUUUGUCAAAAGAGGAAAGUAAAAUGAAUGCGAUGUACGUGACAAAAAUGCAUACUAAACCAUAAACUGGCGUGCAGGAAAAGAUGGGUAAUCAGUCAUAAAUGGAUCGCUAACGUUAAAUAAAAAACGGAUUAUGUUCAACGAUCUCUACAAACUCACAAUAUUGCUCGUUACUGUAUUAGGAUCAAAUCACAUAGUUUCUGAUGUAAAUAGUUUAAAAGUGGUGUCUGUAUAUUGUGUAAAUACUAUAGUACAUAACGUCGAAUAUUAUUUGUUCAUUGUUCUUUUUGUGCAUUGUUUUGCAUUACUGUAGUUUUUUUUACUAUGCCCCGCCAAACGAAGUUUGAAAUGAAAUAUGGCUCACGCAUUGGUCUCGAGGUAAAAGUGUGCAGGAAAUAAUGUUUCCAUACCCUAACCCACAAAUGGUGUUGCCGUGUAAACUACAUAUCU
Lytechinus variegatus (green sea urchin) is the source of this 4479-nucleotide messenger RNA. RefSeq lists its product as uncharacterized. Bases 75 to 2309 code for a protein of 744 amino acids. The record is from RefSeq and is a predicted model, not a curated record. The transcript is spliced from 14 exons. Lineage: Eukaryota; Metazoa; Echinodermata; Echinoidea; Temnopleuroida; Toxopneustidae.